Messenger RNA from Trypanosoma cruzi, 585 nucleotides. RefSeq lists its product as uncharacterized. The record is from RefSeq and is a predicted model, not a curated record. NCBI's taxonomy places the organism in Eukaryota, Euglenozoa, Kinetoplastea, Trypanosomatida, Trypanosomatidae. The coding region runs from base 1 to 585 and encodes 194 amino acids. The transcript has a single exon.
AUGUUGUGCCCGAGGCGUUGUGCGACGGUGGCCGCUGGUGAUGUUUAUUGCCGUGGAAUGCGGGGAAGUGGGCGGCCGCAGGCGUCGAAAUCGUCCACGCACGCCCUUCACAGCCUCUACCGCCGUCUCCGCAAGGAGGGCGAAGACCGGCUGACGCUCGAGCGGGCCCUCUCCACACGUCCCCUGGAGAAAAACAUACAGUUGGGCCUGCGACUCCUCCAUUACCACACAAGGCUAGUCAACAUUGACCGGGAGGCGCGUGAGGUGGCGUUUUGGCGAAUUGUGCGGCAGCUCCGAUUGGCAGCGGCUCGACGUUACUUUGCGUGGCGCAUUUUUGGUCUCCGUCUUCGCCUACGCAGUACGGCAGCCAUCAGUGAUGCGUUGGUGUACUUUCUUUUCCUGACGGUUUGCUUCAUGUUGUAUCAAAUGUAUCGGGUCUGUCGCAUUGGUGUCACCCGUGCGGAGGAGCGCUACAUGGCGCUGGCCAUUCCCAUCAAGCAAACCUUUGACGCCCUUGAGGACGCGCAGGAGCGAAGGAAAUCCCUACGAAGGGAGAUGGAGAAGGAUGUGCUCCAGCAGCGGUAG